Procambarus clarkii (red swamp crayfish) is the source of this 2485-nucleotide messenger RNA. The record is from RefSeq and is a predicted model, not a curated record. Lineage: Eukaryota; Metazoa; Arthropoda; Malacostraca; Decapoda; Cambaridae.
AUGCGCUCUGAAGCGUUACAAAGUUUACAACAACUUCGCAACCUUGAGCUGCCAAAUGCUCAAGCUCGGCUCCCCUGUGCCACUUGGGAAGACGAGAGAGCAAGUGUAUCCUGUCCUGAUGCGCCUCCGUUCAACGAAAUUGCUGAACAUGAGGAAGGAACUGAAUAUUCCGUCAGUGUAACGCGUCCCUGUGAUAUUUACAGCAGUGUAACGCGUCCCUGUCAUAUUUACAACAGUGUAACGCCCCCCCCCUGUGAUAUUUACAGCAGUGUAACGCGUCCCUGUGAUAUUUACAACAGUGUAACGCGUCCCUGUGAUAUUUACAACAGUGUAACGCGUCCCUGUCAUAUUUACAACAGUGUAACGCGUCCCUGUGAUAUUUACAACAGUGUAUCGCGUCCCUGUCAUAUUUACAACAGUGUAGCCCGUCCCUGUCAUAUUUACAACAGUGUAACGCGUCCCUGUCAUAUUUACAACAGUGUAGCCCGUCCCUGUCAUAUUUACAACAGUGUAACGCGUCCCUGUCAUAUUUACAACAGUGUAGCCCGUCCCUGUCAUAUUUACAACAGUGUAGCCCGUCCCUGUCAUAUUUACAACAGUGUAACGCAUCCUUGUCAUAUUUACAGCAGUGUAACGCGUCCCUGUGAUAUUUACAACAGUGUAGCCCGUCCCUGUCAUAUUUACAACAGUGUAACGCGUCCCUGUCAUAUUUACAGCAGUGUAACGCGUCCCUGUGAUAUUUACAACAGUGUAGCCCGUCCCUGUCAUAUUUACAACAGUGUAACGCGUCCCUGUGAUAUUUACAACAGUGUAUCGCGUCCCUGUCAUAUUUACAACAGUGUAGCCCGUCCCUGUCAUAUUUACAACAGUGUAACGCGUCCCUGUCAUAUUUACAACAGUGUAGCCCGUCCCUGUCAUAUUUACAACAGUGUAACGCGUCCCUGUCAUAUUUACAACAGUGUAGCCCGUCCCUGUCAUAUUUACAACAGUGUAGCCCGUCCCUGUCAUAUUUACAACAGUGUAACGCAUCCUUGUCAUAUUUACAGCAGUGUAACGCGUCCCUGUGAUAUUUACAACAGUGUAGCCCGUCCCUGUCAUAUUUACAACAGUGUAACGCGUCCCUGUCAUAUUUACAGCAGUGUAACGCGUCCCUGUGAUAUUUACAACAGUGUAGCCCGUCCCUGUCAUAUUUACAACAGUGUAACGCGUCCCUGUGAUAUUUACAACAGUGUAACGCGUCCCUGUGAUAUUUACAACAGUGUAUCGCGUCCCUGUCAUAUUUACAACAGUGUAGCCCGUCCCUGUCAUAUUUACAACAGUGUAGCCCGUCCCUGUCAUAUUUACAACAGUGUAGCCCGUCCCUGUCAUAUUUACAACAGUGUAGCCCGUCCCUGUCAUAUUUACAACAGUGUAACGCAUCCCUGUCAUAUUUACAACAGUGUAACGCGUCCCUGUGACAUUUACAACAGUGUAACUCGUCCCUGUGAUAUUUACAACAGUGUAGCCCGUCCCUAUCAUAUUUACAACAGUGUAGCCCGUCCGUGGGAUCUGUAGAACAGUGUAGCCCGUCCGUGGGAUCUGUAGAACAGUGUACUAGCAGCCACCUUGUGGAACCUGGAACAAACAGUACACCCAAGGCUUUCAGUACUUGUAUCUUAUAGUCUCACCAGCUAUUAAUUAGCCUGGAGAACCAUAAUUGGUGUUGCUAACCUUUUACCCGCAUCAGCUAAACGUUAAUGGUAAAGAAGUUGCCACUAAAUAGUGGUUUUAAGUCAUGUUGUAACUACAUUGUUAUUUCAGUUAUUCAAAGCCUGUAGCACCCUUCUGUUGUCUUGAAGCUGGGAUACAAUGGAAUAAUUAUGACGCCACGGGCCUGGCGCUCUGGGAGUGGAGUUCCUUCAGUGGUAGAAUAGUCCCUGCUGGUGGUGUUGACGGUGGUAGAAUAGUCCCUGGUGCUGGUGCUUGUUGACGGUGGUAGAAUAGUCCCUGGUGGUGGUGUUGAUGGUGGUAGAAUAGUCCCUGGUGGUGGUGUUGACGGUGGUAGAAUAGUCCCUGGUGGUGGUGUUGACGGUGGUAGAAUAGUCCCUGGUGCUGGCGUUGACGGUGGUAGAAUAGUCCCUGGUGCUGGCGUUGACGGUGGUAGAAUAGUCCCUGGUGGUGGUGUUGACGGUGGUAGAAUAGUCCCUGGUGCUGGCGUUGACGGUGGUAGAAUAGUCCCUGGUGCUGGCGUUGACGGUGGUAGAAUAGUCCCUGGUGGUGGUGUUGACGGUGGUAGAAUAGUCCCUGGUGCUGGUGUUGACGGUGGUAGAAUAGUCCCUGGUGGUGGUGUUGACGGUGGUAGAAUAGUCCCUGGUGCUGGCGUUGACGGUGGUAGAAUAGUUCCUGCUGGUGGUGUUGACGGUGGUAUAGUAGUUCCUACUGGUGGUGUUGACGGUGGUAGAAUAGUCCCUGGUGGUGGUGUUGACGGUGGUAGAAUAGUCCCUGG